AUGCAUGCAACAUUUUGGCUAUCGAGACAUUACUUGUCUCCUGCAGCUAAGGCUGCCCUUGUCCUCGCUGAGGGAUGCUCAGCUAGAUAUAAAACAAAAAGACCGUGCCUUUGUUUUCCACAUUUGGGACCUCUUGAAUUCUUUAGGAAUCGUAGGAUCUCCCCCUGUAGAAGAAAAAGCAUUAUUAGACCUUCAGGGAAUAGCGGACUAUUUAUUCCUUCUCUACCUUUACGCUGCCCUUAUUUACCACACUAUACCAUCAAUGGUAUACAAGCAGAGGGCAAAAAAGUCAAGAUCGUUCCUUCUAACAUUGCUGAACUCUUAACCCCUGUUGCAUUAGCCUAUUGGAAUUUUAAUAUCGAAUCGGCUCGAAAGACACAUAAUGCCGCUAAAGAGCAAUACAUUAUAGGAUACCUAAGCGAGAAGUUACUAAGCUUCAGGAUAUCGUCACUACUCAUAUGCCCAACGUGCUUCAAUGAAAUAUCGGGCUGGACUUUCUUGUAUAGUUCUUCGGGGUUUAGCCCAUUGGCCCUAGCGACUGAUGGCCAUAGGUCCAAGGCCGCGGGUCUACAAAAACAACCUUCCCCCCCCGGGCCCAAAGGCAGGGAGGCCUUGGUGGUUAAUACCGUGAGGGUUCAAAUCCCUCUAGCCUCUACUCCUUAUACUACGCUAGAUCUCCU
Molecule: messenger RNA, 680 nt
Organism: Funneliformis caledonium
Lineage: Eukaryota; Fungi; Glomeromycota; Glomeromycetes; Glomerales; Glomeraceae
Source: the annotation of a GenBank genome assembly